This is a messenger RNA of Fusarium odoratissimum NRRL 54006, 1587 nucleotides long. RefSeq lists its product as uncharacterized. Gene Ontology annotation, molecular function: hydrolase activity, hydrolyzing O-glycosyl compounds. NCBI's taxonomy places the organism in Eukaryota, Fungi, Ascomycota, Sordariomycetes, Hypocreales, Nectriaceae. The transcript has a single exon. Bases 1 to 1587 code for a protein of 528 amino acids. The record is from RefSeq and is a predicted model, not a curated record. Gene Ontology annotation, biological process: carbohydrate metabolic process.
AUGGCCUUUCCUGGACUCCCAGUCUAUACAUCUCGAGACCUGGUAACCUGGAACCUUGUUAGCCACGUUUGGAAUCGCCACUCUCAACUCCCUGGCUUCAGCUGGAAAACUCCAGGCCAGGCAAAUGGGAUGUAUGCAGCUACCAUUCGGUACCAUAAAGGCAUCUACUAUGUUAUUUGCGCAUACCUUGGGUUAUCCGAUAAGCCAAUGGGCGUUCUGUUCAAGACCACUGAUCCUCUGGAUAGUUCCCAGUGGAGUAAUCCUACCAUCUUAGAUAUCAGCGAAAUCGAUCCGGACUUAUUCUGGGAUGACGAUGGGAAAGCAUACCUUGCUACGGCUGGCAUCACACUCCAGGAAAUCAAUGUCAAGACUGGCCAGCUUGGAAAACCAUCCAAAAUCUGGAAUGGAACUUCGAAUGAGUGGCCUGAGGGACCUCACAUCUACAAAAAGGAUGGUUGGUAUUAUCUCUUGAUUGCCGAAGGUGGAACAAGCCAGAAGCACGCCGUAUCUAUGAGCCGCUCGAAGGCAAUCAUAGGACCCUAUAAGGCAUACGAGCACAACCCCAUUCUUACCAAUAGGGAUACGGACGAAUACUUUCAGAGUGUUGGCCACGCAGAUAUAUUUCAGGACUCAAAUGGACACUGGUGGGGAAUGUGCCUCGCAACCCGAUCAGGCCCCUCAUAUCAGCACAUGCCCAUGGGGAGGGAGGCGGUUCUCUUCAACGUCACCUGGAACGAAGGCCAAUGGCCGAGAUUAGAACCUGUGCGUGGCCGAAUGCCGCGAGUUCCAUUGCCUGGAUUGGGCUCGCCAGCUUCGGGCAAAGGACCGCUCGCUUCUGGGAACGAUCGGUUCGACUUUACAAAGCUGACCAGAAUGCCAUCGAGCUUUAUUCACCAUCGCGUGCCACCGCCAAAUGUCUUUUCACUGUCAAACAGAGGCUUAAAGAUUCGCCCUAGUCGAACCAAUCUUACAGGAGACUCAGCAUCAAAGGAGGUAGUGCUCACUGGGCAGAAUGGCCUGAGUCUUGUUGGUCGCAGACAGUCCCAUACGCUAUUCGACUUUUCUAUCGACAUUGACUUUAGGCCCCGCAUGAUAGGGCAAGAGGCAGGCCUCACCGUGUUUCGAACACAGCUUGAGCACAUAGACCUCGGAAUUGUACGCGUACCGAUCAAAGGCUCCCACGGUUCAGGCUCCCAACUUGUUUUUCGACUCAGGGGGGAGAGUCCGAGCACAACCAUCAAGACACACGUAACAUCGGUACCGAAAGGUUGGGAGAAGGCCAAAAUCAGGCUGGAGGUUACAUCGUCUGAUGGCUACGAAUACAUAUUUGCGGUUAGGUCAGUGGGGGCGCCUGGGUUUCGGAGGGUAAUUGGGACAGUCUCUACGACAGCUGUGAGUGGCCGCGGAAGCAAUGGAUUCUUCAUUGGGUCUAUGGUAGGAGCAUACGCCACCUGCAAUGGAGCAGGUUCCGGCAAAGAGUGCCCGAAAGGCGGAGGUGUGUCUGUGGGGAAAUGGGUUUACAAGGGUGUUGGGCAGAGAAUCUCGACUGACGAGAUUAUUCCUAAGAGCGGUCUUAUCAUCCCUUAG